Molecule: messenger RNA, 1050 nt
Organism: Phoenix dactylifera (date palm)
Lineage: Eukaryota; Viridiplantae; Streptophyta; Magnoliopsida; Arecales; Arecaceae
Source: RefSeq, a predicted model, not a curated record
GCGAGCUAGGGUUCCUCAAGAGCAAGACCACAAGAGACAAAGACCGUGACGAAGAAGACGACGAGGAGCUCCUCUGCAGGAAGUUCUUGGACUGGCGGAGCUCCGUCGUGGACCGGCUGGCCGGGAUCAAGUUGAAUCUGGAAGGAGUCAAGUUCGAAAUGAGCGUGGAGAUCCCUCCCUCCGAAGAUUUUGAGAAGAUGGAAGAAUCUUGGAAGAAAUUCUAUUCUGGGAAUUAUGCAAGCGGUGCGGCCAGGCGGGCAGACACCAUUAUUGUGCAAGGGGUUCCUUCGAGAUGGUUUGCUGAGCCACGAGUGUCUCAAAGGCCUCGAUGCUGGUCACACAUUACCAUUUUUUCGGUGUUUGGGAAAAUAAGGAAUCUUAAUGUUGCUGGCGACGAUGAUCUAGGUAAGAAAGCAGAAGAUGCUGAUGGGGAGAUUGUAUCUGGCCUUAAUUGUAAAGUCUGUGUCCAAUUUGAGCAUUACAGUGACUUCUACAAUGCAAUGAAAGUGCUGUGUGGACGAUCAAUGCAGAAGGAAGGGUCACGCCUGAAAGUAGACUAUGAGGUAACUUGGGACAGAGAUGGUUUCUUCCGAAGUGUUCAUCCAAAACCUACCCAUAGUUACGGGCAAGAAAGGGGUGCCUCUAUGAUGAUGGCAGGACAUAUCAGAAAUGAAACCAUUAGGCAUCAGUCACAAAAUACGCGUUUUGACUCUGAUGGUGCACGCUCUAAAAGGUUCAGGGAAUGAGGUUUAACUGCUCAAAAUCUGGGAGGCAUGGUGGCACCUGGCAAUACCAAAUGCUGAACCUGAGACUUCAAAGUGCAAGUUGCCAAGUAACAGAGCUGAACGACUUUUUUUAUCUUCUUGUAGUCCACAGUCUCAUAUAUUCACAUGUCGAUUUUAAGAAUAACAUUUUGUAUCACCAUGCUUGAAAGUUAUUUAGCUGUUUUAACUCAUUUGAUUGAGAAAAUGAUAGUGACAUGGAUAAAGCCUGACGAAGGCAGAACAUAAUGUUGGUGUCUAGUGAAUACAUCACUUUUUGUUCUAUCGA